AUGUUGGCCGCCUCCUACUGGUCACUGCUGGCCCCCGCCAUCGACAUGGCCGAGGACUCGGGGAAGUACGGCGCCUUCGCCUUCGUCCCCGUCGCGGUGGGAUUCACCCUCGGUGCCGCCUUCGUCUACCUGGCUGACCUCCUCCUGCCGGUGCUGGGAAUUGCAGACGACCCCCACCUGGCCCUGGCCCACCCUCUGGAAUCUAAGCCCCCAAAGGAGAAGCAGGAAGACCCUUUGGGGCAGACAGACGCCCCAGAGCUCUCCAUUAGGAUAGAUAAGCUGGAGAAUGGGGAUGUGUAUCAGCGGCGCAGAGGCCCCCAGGUCAGCGCGCCGGGGGACCCAGAUUCGGCCUCCAGCCCCCUGGAGCGUGAGCAGCCGGGCAGGGCAGCCAGCAGCUGGCGGCGCAUCCUGCUGCUGAUCCUGGCCAUCACCAUCCACAACAUACCCGAGGGUCUAGCGGUUGGGGUCGGAUUCGCCGCGGCGGGAAAGACUCCAUCUGCGACCUUUGACAGUGCCAGGUAGGACCCUCUCCGAGAUGAACACACCCAUGUCCUGCCAGCAGGGGGCAUAUGGGUUGAAGAAGUAUAGUUACGCUUCGUCAGUAUAGGACCUACAUUUAUAUUUCUUUCUUCUGAAGAGAGCUCUGGGCUGGUCUGUGCUAGGCUCUGCUCUGUGGUUUAAAGGGGAGAUUUUUCUGUAUACUGCUGCCCCCCUGUGGCCAUGUUGAGGUACUGUGUCCCUCCUCACUCUGCCAGUGUUUGCUUUUGAAGUAUUGCCAAAUGCAAUAAGCAGUCUGUCACUUUCUCUGUCGGCUUUUCUGUCUCUCAGUCUCCCUGCCCAGUUUCUCUCACACAGACGCUCACAGCUGCGUGUGACGUACCGUACAAUCAUUCAAAAUACAGCUAUAUGAAGAGGAUAGAUGACGAGGAAUGCAGGGUGUUUUGGACAAAACCCUCUGCACCACAGACACGUGUAGGGAUGAUGCGGAGCUGGGCAGGUUGUCAUGGAUACAAACCAACUGCUUUGAGGUGGAAAGUCCUUUUCCCUGAACAGAAAAGCCUCUAAGGCAGGAAAUCGUGGGCUUUAUUUAUGCUGACUGACAGCUGAGUUCAGGGACACUCAUCCUUUCUGGUAAUACCUCCCCGCUAAUGGUUUGGCCCCCUUCAGAUGUGAAAGGUGGGAAAAAG
Molecule: messenger RNA, 1187 nt
Organism: Paramormyrops kingsleyae
Lineage: Eukaryota; Metazoa; Chordata; Actinopteri; Osteoglossiformes; Mormyridae
Source: RefSeq, a predicted model, not a curated record